AUGUUGGGGACAUACAACGGUGAAAAUAAACUUGAAUCAGACGGUAAAGACAACUCUAUAUGUCAUAUAUGUAGCGACGUGGCUACCGGUAGGCAUUAUGGAGCAAUUGCGUGUAAUGGAUGCAAAGGGUUUUUCCGGAGGACAGUGAGAAGGAACUAUGAUUAUCACUGCAGAUUUGAAUCGAAAUGUGAAAUUGACAAACAUAACAGAGCAGUUUGUCGGUACUGCAGAUUCAUGAAAUGUAUUGCAUCUGGAAUGCGUGAUGACCAAGUUCAAAGUGAAAGAGAUGUAAUCGGAAAACGGGAGAAAAAAGACAACGUGAGAAGCCAUCAACAAGAAGCAACACCACGAACAUCUCCUGAAUUAGCGUUGUCACCCAACCCCGAUGAGUUUGAAGAACUUCUGGAGAAUCUUCUGAAGUCUGAAUUGACAAUACAAAGUCUCCGAGACACAGUGAUCACUCAAACCGGAAAUGUGGAAUACACCACGAAGUCCAAGAAUAGACUUGCGAAUGCAGAUAGCACAGCAACACUGAACGAUGUUCUCAAAUCCAUGCACAGUCAAUUGUUAUUGGUCAUCGAAUGGGCAAAAACACUUCCAGAAUUCACGCAACUCUCUAGCGCUGAUCAGGCAAUUCUUCUCAAGAAUUUCGCUGGUCAACACGUGACCUUAUGCGUGGCUUAUCGUUCUGUUGGUGCCGCUGACGCGUUGAAACUACUAAAUGAUCUUUACAUCCCAAGAGCUUCAAAAACAAAUCCACACGUCAAAGAAUAUGUCGAUGGAUUUUACCUUCGAGACUGUGAGAAAGUCAUGGACCAGUUGGUAGAACCAAUGCGGUUUUUAAAACUUGACAACAAGGAGUUUGUUGCUCUGAAAGCGUGUGUAUUUUUCAAUCCAGUGGCGCCAGGACUAUCAAAUCAUGCAGUAAAUCUAGUAUUAAAUGCCCGGAGGAAGAUAUUUACUGCUUUUGAAAGAUACAUCAGAACAAACAAGCCAAUGGAAUUAACACGUGUUGGAGAUUUGACGUUUUUCAUUCUUACACCACUUUCAGUACUUUCAAAAUCAAUUUCGGAAGAUAUUAUGUUCACUAAAGUGAGUGGUGUCGCCAGAAUAGACGUUUUGAUGGAGGAACUAAUACUAGCCGAGACUGAUUAUGUGGAAGAUAGACAUGGCAGUCAGGAUAUGUGUGGACAGUGUGAUGAUAUUCUCCGCACUUCCACUUCUAGUAAUUCACCUACAAACUCAAGUUUGACGGCUGGUCUCUUGCUGAAAACGGAUGACGUGAUGAUGUCGGGUAUCGGAGCACAAUACUCAACACCACAACCUCACACACCGCAGUUUGCUGAUUCGUCUCACUUGAACAUCCCAUACUCUUACUCAUCUGGAUACAAUCAAUACUCUAACGGAUAUUCUUGA
This is a messenger RNA of Caenorhabditis remanei, 1416 nucleotides long. RefSeq lists its product as uncharacterized. Gene Ontology annotation, biological process: cell differentiation; anatomical structure development; regulation of transcription by RNA polymerase II. Gene Ontology annotation, molecular function: zinc ion binding; nuclear steroid receptor activity; RNA polymerase II cis-regulatory region sequence-specific DNA binding. Gene Ontology annotation, cellular component: nucleus. Bases 1 to 1416 code for a protein of 471 amino acids. Lineage: Eukaryota; Metazoa; Nematoda; Chromadorea; Rhabditida; Rhabditidae. The transcript has 12 exons. The record is from RefSeq and is a predicted model, not a curated record.